GUGAUUGAGUGGCUACAGCAUAUCAUAUAGGCCUGCACACAAACACACUGACAAAGUAAAUUUAAUCUCAAAUGCAGUCCACAGCCCCAACUGCAACUGUUGUCACUGUUGUUACUUUUGGAAUUAUAUUUGUAGACAACAUAAUGGGGAAUAGUCUAGACCACAUGAAAUACAGCAAAUUAGUGCUGAGUAGAGAAUGUUCUUGUUGAUAUAAUGUGACGUUGGCAGCUGUUUGCACUUGUAAACAUCAUGUCACAAUUAUAGCAGUUGAAUUGGGUGUAGCUGAUAAAAAACAUAAUUAAUAUCAAGGUGAAUUGUCAUUAAGGAAUGCGGUUAGAACAGCGCACCUUAUGAGGCGCUGCACAAACGGCGAAGGGCAGAAAGUUUGGCCGCGCAUUUGAUCAUCUUAAAUCAUUAAUACAACUUGUGAAUACAAAAGGAUCACUUGUAGAGUCGCGCUCCCACCGUGGUUUGUAUAUUCCAGCUGUGUGUCACGCCUCUUAUUUACAACACGUGCCGAAAAGACUUCCGCAAAGGAUACACCGGUGUAUCCUCGCUCAUUGCUCCUCCGGCAAGCGUCCUCGCUCCUUGAGAUGCAUUUUAGGAAUUGAAACGUCCUUCAGGAUGGGCCAAUAGUUUCAAUCUAUCAUAAACAACGACAAUCAAGGUAUACAUUAUUAUUUCACAUACCCAGACCUUAUAGAUGGGCAAACAAAAAGGCAAUCUCUUUAUCAGAGUAUCGUGCGAGUCCGGUACGUUAGUACCUUAAAAUUGAGCAGCCUUCAUCUCCCGUAGUAGCCUACUACGUUAACCAGAAUUCUUCUCUCUGACGUCGAAAACCCGAGACGAGGUCAAAACAAAACCGGUAAUUGAAAGACAGACAACGCUCGUGGUGGAGACACUGGUAAGUGCCUCUGAUGGCUGGUCGACUCCUCAAAGUCUCCUGUCUGGCCACAGCAGUGUUUACCUCCUCUGGGUUUUACCUCUACAACAGACGGUUGGACCUCAAUGACCUUAGUGUCAUCCGCUUUGGACGAGCCGCAGCCACCACGGCGGCCAUCAGUUACGACUACCUGACUGCUUUCAAACAUGUGGAAUAUGGCACAGAGGAGUACUGGGCACUCAAGUCCAAGGUGCAUCUUCGGUCAGCAGAGCGUCUUCGAGACUUGUGCUGUGCCAACCGGGGUACUUUCAUCAAAGUGGGCCAGCACCUUGGUGCUCUGGACUACCUGCUACCUGAGGAGUACACAUCCACACUGAAGGUGCUUCACAGCCGAGCUCCUCAGAGCAGCAUGGAGGAGAUCCAGCAGGUCAUCCGAGAAGACCUCGGCAAGGAACUGUCAGAGUUAUUUGUCUCCUUUGAGGAGAAGCCUCAGGGUGCAGCCUCCUUAGCCCAGGUCCACAAGGCAGUGCUGCAUGAUGGGAGGACAGUGGCUGUCAAGGUCCAACACCCCAAAGUCCAGAGACAGAGCUCCAAGGACAUAGUAGUGAUGGAGGUGUUGUUGAGGGCAGUCCAUUGGCUCUUCCCGGAUUUUGCCUUCAUGUGGUUGGUGGAGGAGGCCAAGAAGAACAUGCCACUGGAGUUAGACUUCCUUAAUGAGGGACACAAUGCUGAGAGGGUGGCCAACAUGCUGGCCCACUUCCCCUUUCUCAAGGUUCCCAUGAUCCACUGGCAUCUUUCCACAAAGAGGAUCCUGACCAUGGAGUUUGCUGAGGGAGGGCAGGUCAACGACAGGGACUACAUGAAGGAACACGGCAUCAAUGUCAACGAGAUAUCAGAGAAUCUGGGCAAGAUGUACAGUGAAAUGAUCUUCGUCCACGGCUUUGUUCACUGUGACCCGCACCCGGGCAAUGUGUUAGUUCGAAAGUGUCCCCAGAACAGGAAGACUGAGAUCGUCCUGCUCGAUCAUGGCCUUUAUCAGGUCCUGCAGCCAGACUUCAGGUUGGACUACUGUCGGCUGUGGCAGGCUCUGAUUAAAAGUGACAUCUCUGGGGUGGAGCGUUACAGCCGCAGACUGGGAGCUGGAGAUCUGUACCCACUGUUUGCCUGUGUUCUCACCGCUCGCUCCUGGACCGCCAUCAAUGCCGGCAUCAGUUCUGCGCCUGUCACACACUCUGAGGACGUUGAGAUACGGACCAAUGCAGCUUUAUACCUGCCCCAGAUCAGCGAGCUGUUGAACCGAGUGCCCCGGCAGAUGCUGCUGCUGCUGAAGACCAAUGACCUGCUUAGGGGGAUUGAGACCACCUUACAGACCAGAGCCUCCUCCUCAUCCUUCAUCAACAUGUCCCGCUGCUGCAUACAAGCCAUGGCCAGGCACAAGAGGAGUAAGGCUCAGUCCAUGAGGAGGUGUCUGCAGAUCACGCUGGCAGAGUCUCUGAACCUGUGGAAACUCACUAUGUAUGAACUGUUUCUGUGGGUGAAGGGCUCCUCGUUGGUACAGUGGCUCACUGCUCUGCUGGCAUUUUUGCACUGAAGACACAUCUGGAAAUCACAAUGGAACAUGAACAACAGGCUGCAACUGUUGGCUCUCGAGGGGUUUAUAAUACACUGCAUAUUAACACAUUUUGAAUAUGUGCUCAUACAUUCUCACACAUGCAGACACACACUUACGUUAAUGACACAAUUUGUAACUCUCUGGAUACAUACAAGGCCACAAGUUGCUGAUGUCUUUGGACACCAGGAGCAGCUAUGGCUGCUGAUAAUUUUUUAAACCUGUUACCUCAAGAUCACAACUUUUACUAUUUGUCCACUCGGCAGUAUUGAGAGAAACUAUUUUCUCACGAUUGUGACAGAAUUGUAUUUAAUUUACUCAAGAUUAAAUACUUUUGUUUUACCCUUAUUUAAUUCAAGGCCAUUAUUGUCAGAUGAUUCUUCUCAUAAACUUGAGAUUGAUAUGAACCAUAUAUUCAAUAUUUACACCAUGCAGGUACCAUCAUGCCUGUACAGAGACCAAAACCAACCAUAUCUGACCGUAUAUUUUAAAGAGACAGAGGACAGAUCCAAGCCAGCUACUUUCACACUUUAUGCUAAGCUAAGAUAACCAUGCCCUGACUCUAGCUCUGUACUUAACGUACAGACAUGAGAUUGAUAUCCAUCUUCUCAUCUCACUUUUGGAAAAAAAGCAAGUAAGCAUUUCCCAAAAUGCUAAACUAUUCAGUCGGGGGGCAUAACCACCUUAUAUUUUGUUAUUAAAACAUAUUAUUAUUACUUGAGGUACCAAGCUUUCUAAAAUAAUGUGAGUAUGAUCAGUUAUCAUAUUAUCUGUCCGAUUAUGACAUUCACUAGUCAUGAUCUUGAGAUAAUAGGGUCUUAAAUUAUCAUGUGCAACCUUUAAAGCAGGGCUAUAUAUCUCAAACUCUUGACAGCUACAAACAAUUCACUCCAACACACAGAAAAGACAGUGAUGCAACAAUGGAGGUUGAAACAAACAGGUGGAUAGAAAGAAAAGUUAACAAGCAGAACUGUAAGCAAUAAAGCAGCCAGAUACCAAAUUAGUUAGUAACACAGCCUGAAAGUUAAGUAAGUUAUACACAAAGACAGGAUUCCAGUCCAGGGGCAGAGUGCACUGACAAGCAUGCAGGUGCAGGUGGUGACAGGGUGCAAUUCACCUUCACCUCCAUCUCAUGACCAAAGAGUCAAAUUCAGGCACACUAUUGUUGUUGAUGAGGGCUGCUGAAAACCAGAUACUACACUCUUAUGAAGAAGAAUUAUAUGAAAUAUGAGAGGACUUUUUAAGUUUUAGUCACAGCAGAGGUGAUCUGUAUUCAGUCCUGGUAGUGUUCCUGCCUUGAUGAUGAUGGAUUGGACUGGAUGUUGGACUCCUCAACAAAAUACCUCAGAAUGAAGUUUGCAUCAAGUCACAGAAUUUUCUGGUGACGCCGAAUGCAUGGAAUGCUUUUUCAGCAUUGAGUUUCAGUCUUUUCAUUGUUAUAAUUAUUGUAUAAUUAUGAAUCAUGUUUACUUUUUCAUUGGUACUGGUGUUCUUAGGUCAUAUACUGCACACUCAUUCCACAAGCACACCAGUUUGUAUUACUGUCAUAUUGUCAUUAGGUGUUAUUUGCUGAAGUGUUGUCACUCUGAUCAAAAGUGAUUCUUUCUUCAGCUUUUACAUUCCUGCUGAUAAUUACUUUCUUUUCCUGAUAAGGCAACUUAACACUUACACCUGAGACAAACUUUGGCAGGUUGUUCAAAUUUUGGCAGGCUCCAACCCCAAUGUGUAACAAUGUGUGACUGACUAUGAUUGGUCUAAAAUUUUACAUAACUGAUUGUGUGGCUCUGCAGAAAGGCUUCUACUCUGGCUCAUUGCCUUAUUUGAAAUCUUUUUUUUUUCUUCAGAAAGUGGCUUAAAUUCUGUAUUUCCAUCUUCCUAUCUUUGUCUCUGUCACUGCUGUAACUGUUGUCACCACAGUUCACGAUUAUCUCCCUUGCCUGUGGUUUGUUGAUUUGAAUGUCAGUCAAAAGUCUUUUUUACAGUCAUGGUGGGCAGCUCUUGAAAACUUUCACGAGCAUCGAAGGUUUGACUUUAUAACAGUAGUCAAAAGUCUGUUGCUUGGUCACAGUUAUAUAGCUUUCACAAGAGAGGCAAAGUCACAAAUUUGUGUGCAUAAUUACAUUUAGGUGUGCUUGUUUGGUCUGUGUAAAGCUGCCUGGAAUCAUUCUGUCAGUCUGUUUUUUUCCCUAGUCUAUGGGACUACCUGCCAUAUUACAGUACUUUGAGGUUUGCCACAUUAGAGAGUAGUGUUGAGAGUAGUUGAGAGUAAUAUCAAAAGCAUUUUCCCCUGUAGAACAGAUUCCCUUUAUUUGUUAAGAUGGUGACAUGUUACUAUUUCUAUUGUAUUUCUUUUUUGGUGGCAUCAGAUCCUGCCACUUUCUGUGAGUUGGAAUAAGUAGGUAGAAACAAAAUUGUUGGAUGUUUUAUCAUUUAAUAAUAAAUAAAUUAAAAAGAAACAAAAAUGUAAGAAA
Messenger RNA from Siniperca chuatsi (mandarin fish), 4963 nucleotides. It is a transcript of the gene adck1, whose product is annotated as aarF domain containing kinase 1. Gene Ontology annotation, biological process: lipid homeostasis; mitochondrion organization. Lineage: Eukaryota; Metazoa; Chordata; Actinopteri; Centrarchiformes; Sinipercidae. Bases 918 to 2474 code for a protein of 518 amino acids. Gene Ontology annotation, cellular component: mitochondrial inner membrane. The transcript has 11 exons. The record is from RefSeq and is a predicted model, not a curated record.